Messenger RNA from Babesia bovis T2Bo, 343 nucleotides. RefSeq lists its product as uncharacterized. The coding region runs from base 51 to 338 and encodes 95 amino acids. The transcript has 6 exons. Lineage: Eukaryota; Apicomplexa; Aconoidasida; Piroplasmida; Babesiidae. The record is from RefSeq and is a predicted model, not a curated record.
AUCGCACUUAAAAUUACACCAAUGGUAUACACACUGUAUAAAUAUACAAAAUGCUACUGAUAGAAAUAUUAUGGGCAACAGCCAUACUAGGGCAGGCACGCGCUAUAGGAUUGGAGCCACUACUGGAGUCAAAUAGACCGCCAUACACACUUAUCAACUUCGCAUUGGAACAAGAUACUAGAGUGGAUCAAAUAGGAGAACUACAAAGACAGCAGGCACAAGGAAGACGAACAAGACUAGCGACCCAAUUUAACCGACGAAGAGAUUGGCUGGAUAACCAAUUUAAUGAACUGAAAGACAAACAAAUGAACAACAGAGCUGCGUAUAUAUCACCAUGAUACGC